AUGAACAUGACGUUCAAGAUGCAUCGGUUCAAUUCCAUGUCCAAACCGGCCAGCCGGUUUGUCUUGGAAUUUGAUGCUGUCCUCCUGACAGCCAUCUGGGGUUCGAUUCAUCGCGCCUGCCCGACUUGCAAAGAAUUCCUUCAGUUUGUGGACGAGAAGAGGUUGAUCUUGUUUGCAAUGUGUACUGACGUGGCCGACGAGGGGAUGGCCCUCACCCGCCUGAGUGACAGCGAAAGCUACGACAUAGCAGAGAUGAACCUGGAGUGCACCGCCUUCCUGUCGCGACUGAAAUACCUCUUUCUCGAGGCGAACGUGAUCGAUUCGCCGGGGUACACGCGCUUUAUGAUAGAGGCCUUGAACAAGAACCGCGGCUUUCUCUGCGAAGGGACACCCAAGUCCGUGGGCGGACCCGGAAAAGUGACUGCAGCUGUGGUCUCAGAGUGCUUGGGCGUCAUGUCAACCUACGUGGCUCUUUGCGCAAAGACUAUGGCGGCGGAAUAUCCGAAGCACAACUUGGUCUCAUCCUUCGAGCCCUUUGAUCUUUCCAAAGCUCGGCGCUCCAAGGGUGAGGACACGGUCGAGAUGGUGGAGGCAGGCCUCACUCGCCUGGCGCAGGUCUUCUCCUUGGACAAGGACACCCUGAU
Messenger RNA from Symbiodinium necroappetens, 644 nucleotides. The record is from the annotation of a GenBank genome assembly. Lineage: Eukaryota; Dinophyceae; Suessiales; Symbiodiniaceae.